AUGGAUUCUCGAUAUGAUCAUAUGAUGAUGAUUCUCGAUAUGAUCAUAUCAGAUGAUGAGAUUCUCGAUAUGAUGAUAUCAGAUGAUGAGAUUCUCGAUAUGAUGAUAUCAGAUGAAUGGAUUCUCGAUAUGAUGAUAUCAGAUGAAUGGAUUCUCGAUAUGAUCAUAUCAGAUGAUGAGAUUCUCGAUAUGAUCAUAUUAGUUGAAUGGAUUCUCGAUAUGAUCAUAUCAGAUGAUGAGAUUCUCGAUAUGAUCAUAUCAGAUGAACGGAUUCUCGAUAUGAUGAUAUCAGAUGAAUGGAUUCUCGAUGUGAUCAUAUUUGAUGAUGAGAUUCUCGAUAUGAUGAUAUCAGAUGAUGAGAUUCUCGAUAUGAUGAUAUUAGUUGGAUGGAUUCUUGGUAUGAUCAUAUGA
Molecule: messenger RNA, 411 nt
Organism: Trichomonas vaginalis G3
Lineage: Eukaryota; Parabasalia; Trichomonadida; Trichomonadidae
Product: AG-1 blood stage membrane protein-like protein family
Exons: 1
Coding region: 1-411 (136 amino acids)
Source: RefSeq, a predicted model, not a curated record